AUGACACUCUCUAUAACACCAACUACCCAACCACACACUUCAACUUCCUUCUCAAAACCUAACUUCAACCCAACUUUCUCACAUGCCACAACCCCAACCUUACCCUUCAAUAAGUCCCAACUCGCUUGGGAUCGCAUCAGGAGUGACUCAGCGCAAUGCAACUCGCCCCGACUCGGUCACAAGUGGACCCAAUACCAAGGAAUCAACUACUGGGAAGGCUUGUUAGACCCUCUCGACGACAACUUACGCGCCGAAAUCCUAAGAUACGGCCACUUCGUGGAAUCCGCUUAUCGCGCUUUCGAUUUCGACACCAAUUCCCCAACCUACGCCACGUGUCGUUUCCCUGAAACAUCGCUCUUGCCUCAAACGGGCAUGCCAAAAUCCGGCUACAGAAUAACAAAAAACUUACACGCCACGUGCGGAGUUCAAUUACCCAAUUGGAUUUCCUCAGUAUCACAACUGCCACGUGUCCAGUCAAGCUGGAUUGGUUACGUGGCCGUUUGUGAAGACGAGGAUGAAAUUGUGCGCUUGGGAAGACGAGACGUGGUGAUUGCGCUGCGGGGAACCGCCACGUGUAUGGAAUGGUUGGAAAAUCUUCGUGUUACCUUGACAAAAUUGCCUAACCAUAUGGGCUGUGGAACCGAAGAUUGCAUGGUGGAGAACGGUUUUUUGAGUCUCUAUGUCUCCAAAACGGGUGCGUGUCCGAGUUUGCAAGACAUGGUUCGGGAAGAGGUCGCUAGAGUGAUCCAGUUGUACGGCCACGAGCCACUUAGCAUAAGUAUAACCGGCCACAGCCUCGGUGCCGCACUCGCAAUUCUCAGCGCGUAUGACAUAACUAUCACGUUCCAAAAUUCGCCAAUUGUAUCCGUGUUUUCCUUUGGUGGGCCACGCGUUGGUAAUGAUCAAUUCAGGAUUCAGUUGGAGAAGAGUGGGACCCGCAUACUAAGAAUUGUAAACUCCGAUGAUGUAAUCACAAAAGUUCCUGGGGUAUUGGUCCAAGAUGAUGACAUGGCUUGCAAUGGGCAUGUCCAGGUGGCGCGGUUGCAGAGUUGGUUCCGCAGGGUCGUCAAGGACAUGCAGUUGGUGUAUGCCGAUGUUGGACAAGAGUUGAGAUUGAGUAGCAGGGAAUCACCAUAUCUAAAGAAAGGAGAUGUAGCCACAUGUCAUGAUCUCAAGACAUAUCUUCACUUGGUCAAUGGUUUUGUCAGUUCCUCUUGUCCCUACAUGAGCAAAACGACCCAGUAUACAGCGGAAGCUUGUCUAUGA
Messenger RNA from Sphenostylis stenocarpa, 1266 nucleotides. NCBI's taxonomy places the organism in Eukaryota, Viridiplantae, Streptophyta, Magnoliopsida, Fabales, Fabaceae. The record is from the annotation of a GenBank genome assembly.